AUGGGUGACGAAGAGGUGGCAGCUCUGGUCGUUGACAACGGCAGUGGCAUGUGCAAGGCUGGCUUUGCGGGCGAUGAUGCUCCUCGAGCAGUUUUCCCGAGCAUUGUCGGCCGGCCAAAGAUGCCCGGAAUUAUGGUUGGCAUGGACCAAAAGGACAGUUACGUGGGAGAUGAAGCCCAGAGCAAGCGAGGUGUUUUGACCUUGAAAUAUCCCAUUGAGCACGGCAUUGUCACCAACUGGGAUGAUAUGGAGAAGAUUUGGCAUCACACCUUCUACAACGAGCUGCGUGUGGCUCCGGAAGAGCAUCCAGUCUUGCUGACGGAAGCCCCGUUGAACCCCAAGGCGAAUCGUGAGCGAAUGACGCAGAUCAUGUUUGAGACCUUCAAUGUACCAGCGAUGUAUGUGGCAAUUCAGGCUGUGCUGUCUCUGUAUGCAUCUGGCCGUACCACUGGAAUCGUCAUGGACAGUGGCGAUGGUGUCAGCCACACUGUUCCAAUCUACGAGGGCUAUGCCUUGCCACACGCCAUCCUCCGUUUGGAUUUGGCUGGCCGUGACCUCACAGAGUACAUGAUGAAGAUCUUGACCGAGCGUGGCUAUUCCUUCACCACCACGGCGGAGCGCGAGAUCGUUCGAGACGUAAAGGAGAAACUUUGCUACAUCGCCUUGGACUUUGACAGCGAGAUGAAGGCUGCAUCUGAGAGCAGCGACAAGGAGAAGACUUACGAGUUGCCUGAUGGCAACAUCAUCACCGUUGGAUCUGAACGUUUCCGCUGCCCAGAAGUCCUGUUCCAGCCAAGCUUCGUGGGCAAGGAGGCCAGUGGGAUUCAUGACACCACCUUCCAAUCGAUUAUGAAGUGUGACGUCGAUAUUCGAAAGGAUCUCUACGCCAACGUGGUCCUGUCCGGUGGUACCACCAUGUUCACUGGAAUUGGAGAGCGCAUGACCAAGGAGUUGACUGCCUUGGCACCUUCCACCAUGAAGAUCAAAGUGGUGGCUCCUCCUGAGCGAAAGUACAGUGUGUGGAUUGGUGGUUCCAUUUUGUCUUCUCUCAGCACCUUCCAGCAGAUGUGGAUCUCUAAAGGUGAGUAUGAUGAGUCUGGCCCGACCAUUGUUACCGCCAGCCACAAGAGCUCUUGCCUUCUGCAACGCAAUGCGCAGCUGAAGAUUCGUCCCAACAACACUCUCAGCCAGAACGUCGUAGCAUCUGUUCAGUCUGGAUUGACUUCCAUGCACACCGAUGCCAUGUCUGAAGCCACCGGAUGGCUCAGCGAUAUUUUCGCGGAAGAGGUGGAGCCAAUUGCCAACAGCACGACUGUCCGAAGAGCCCGCCUUCACCCAGUGCGUUGGUCAAAGAAUGACAAGGGCUUCUUCAUUGUUUUCACCAUAGCCUUAGUGUGUUUCGAUUAUUUCGUGCUGCAGCGGCUGAAUGUCUCUGGACUGCGGCAGCACUUGGCCUUGGUCGCCUUCUGGAUAUUGGUUGGUAUGGGCUACAAUCUCUUCAUCGCUGUGCGGCAUGGCUCCGUCGCAGGUGUUCAGUGGUGCAGUGGAUAUCUCUUAGAAUGGCUACUGUCCAUGGACAACCUCUUUAUUUUUCACUUGAUCUUCCGGCUCUACAAAACACCACCAGAAGUGAUCCACAAGGCUCUGUUCCUGGGAAUCUUGGGCGCUGUCACGUUCCGCUUCACUCUAUUCGCAGUCGUGAGGCAGCUCCUCGAUUUGGUGACUUGGUUCCGCUUUAUCUUCGGUGGCUUUUUGAUUUGGAGUGGCAUACAAGCUGCCAAAGACGAUGAAGAGGAGGACUUGACGGCCAAGCACACCGUGAAAUUGCUCCAGUGGCUUCUUGGUGAUCGACUGCUAGAUGGCUAUGGUGAAAAGGAGGGGAGCUUGGUCAUUUGGAGGAACGGCAAACUGACUUUCACGCUUCUCUUUCCGGUUGUUUGUUGCUUGGAAUGUACUGACCUGAUCUUUGCAGUCGACACUUGA
This is a messenger RNA of Cladocopium goreaui, 1983 nucleotides long. The record is from the annotation of a GenBank genome assembly. NCBI's taxonomy places the organism in Eukaryota, Dinophyceae, Suessiales, Symbiodiniaceae.